Trichechus manatus latirostris (Florida manatee) is the source of this 10030-nucleotide messenger RNA. RefSeq names its product dicer 1, ribonuclease III (gene DICER1). The transcript has 23 exons. The record is from RefSeq and is a predicted model, not a curated record. Gene Ontology annotation, molecular function: DNA binding; ATP binding; protein binding. Gene Ontology annotation, cellular component: cytoplasm; nucleus; RISC complex. Gene Ontology annotation, biological process: apoptotic DNA fragmentation; siRNA processing; pre-miRNA processing. Lineage: Eukaryota; Metazoa; Chordata; Mammalia; Sirenia; Trichechidae. Bases 2563 to 7947 code for a protein of 1794 amino acids.
CUUAUGCAGGUCUCUUUUGGUUUCUUGCAGUAGUGUCUUGUAGUUUUCAUUGUAUAGGUCUUUUACGUCUCUGGGGUUGAUGAUUUUCUGAGCCAUAUUCAGAGGGAAAGAGAAUCCCUUCUCUCAACCAGCAAAUAAAAGCCCCAGCCUUUGUGCUGUUGGACUGGUGCGAGCCAAACCCUGUGGCAAGGGAGGGUCGUGCAGCAAUUGGCUUAGAUCUGGGUGGCUGGCGGAUACAGAAAAUAAGAAACUGGGUCCCUGGUGACUUCAGUGAGGGGCUGUUUGGCUGAGACUAAGCAGAGCUGCUGCUGGAGUUCGGGAGGUCAAAUGGCACAGCUGCUGCCCAGUGGGAGAAGUGGCAAGUGGCUGUGUGAGAGACCACCACAGAGUUGGCUGUAAGUGUGCCUCUGAAUACAUAAAAGAAUGAAGUAUUUUUGAAGAAUACAGUUGCCCUCUUCUAAAAAAUAGAGUAAUCCUCUCAUUUAUUUCUUAGACAAUUUCCCUGGCAUUAUUAAUUAUUAAUAUUACCUGUAUGGAAGAAUCAGUGGCAGUGGUGGCCAGGAGAGUUUCUGGCUGCCUGUGGUUUCUGGAGGUAGGGAAGAUGUGGGAGGGUUUACAUUGCUGUCCUCUUUUCUCCUUCCUUUGUCGUCCUACCCCCCACUGGGAUGUAGUCUGAUUCCUGAUACCUUCCACUGUGUCUGUUUUAGGCCUUGGGUUAGCGUUUGGGUUGGGUGAAAGGUGAGGGGUCAGACUGAAGGAAAAGUAAUGCUAGAGAGUAAGCAGCCCACAGUCUCGAAGGGGAAGUCUGGAGGGUCCCCAAGGAUGGUAGCCGCGUGUGAAGGCCAGUGAAUGUGCCUGAAAAUCUUAGACUCUGGCCUUCAUAGUGGCCUGUUGGGUUUUAGGAAAUUAGAUAAAAUGGACUUCCACAUAAGGUUCUUGGCAGUUGCAUUGAGAAGAAGCCCUGAAUGAUGACCUUGAAGGUGUGCACCCUGAGGGCCUGAGGAAUUUAGAAAAGGGGGUAAAAGGAAUGGCUGUUGAGGCUGUUUAUGGCUCGGUAGAAAACGGGCAGAUUAUUUCUGAAGAUCAUAGUUCCGUUUCAUCCAGGGAAAAGAAUGACUUGGUAGUUUUUCAGAUUGUACUCUAAUCCUUUGCUUCCACACCUUUCUCUGGGUCAGAUAAUGAGAGUGAACUGUGCUCUCUGAUCUGCAGACAUGCUUACCUUGCUGAGGUCCUCAGCCCUUGUACCAUUUACGCUGGGGAGAGCACUUUGUAGGAGCUGGAUGCUGAAUCCUUGUCCGCUGAUUCAUAUCUGAAACCAGAAUUUGAUGUUAUGUCUGUGCAUAAAAGGGACUCUGCACUUAAGACUUCUUGUUGGAUUCCAUGCAACCACCUACGUCACUGUGUUGUACCAUGGUUGCAAGUUUAACAUGUCAGGAGAUUGAAAAGUUUUGAUUGUUAUGGAACAAAGAGCUGAAUUCUCUCUUUCCAGUUUCAUAGAGUAUAACAGUGAAGACUCCAGAACAGUACAGGGGGUGAAAUUCCCUUCUGCAGGCAAGUAAAUUAUGCUGACAGUCACAAAGCUGUGACGGGAUUUUGCACAGAGAUUUGGAACUCUAGCCUUCUAUUUGCAGGUUGGGACUUUGAAGAAGACUCAAGUUUUAUUUUGUUCUUUUGCAUAAUCAGAUUGAUCUAUGGAAAAGAAUAUAUGAAAUAACACGAGUGCCCAGGUGCAAACCCAUUUUCGUUUCACAGGAGGGCGUGCUGUAAUUUCGUAGGAUAUGUGUAAUGUUCAAGAUGCACACUGCAGUAGUUGGUCAGCCAGACAUACAGUUGUGAUAGGUUGUCAGUUGAGAAAUAGACCUUGUGUGUUUAUGGUCUUUUGCUAUAAUGACAUAAUAAUGGCAGGCAUUUUAGUCUUUCCUCUGGGUCGGGCACAAUGCUAAGUGCCUUCCAUGUAUUACUUAUUUUGUCAAUAAUAACAUCAUCAAAUUUACAAAGAAUGUUCGAAAUUCACACACAUAAUUACAGUUUUUAUAUAUAUACAUGUAUAUAUUUAAAAAGAUGUCAUACUAUACAUAUUUUCUUUUAAAGAUUUACUAUGGUUGCAGUUCUAUGUCAGUAAAUAUAGAUACACAUGAUAAUUUUAAUGGAUUAAUAGUAUCCCAUUAUAUAACUAUGUCAUAUUUUAUUUAGCUCAUUCUUUAUUGGCUGACUUUAAAGUUAUUUCCUGUUUCUAAGUAAUAAUGCAGCAGGAGGUAUUCAUGUUCUUCUGUCUUUGUGCAGUUGCUUGAUUACUUCUUUGUAAAUAUGUUUCUAGGUAUAGAAUUGCUGGGCUGAAGGGUAUAGAGUGCUUGACUUUUAAAAUGAUCCUAUUAGAUGAAGAAAAGGCUACAGUAAUUAAAGGGAGCAUUCGCAAAGACUCAUAGGAAUGAUAUUCUGAUGUUUCUCUUGUUUCUGUGCUUGCUUUUGUUUUUCACCCUGCAUGGUGUGUAAUGGUGUUCUUUUUCCCUUUUGUAGUAAGCUGUGCUAGAACAAAAAUGCAAUGAAAGAAACACUGGAUGAAUGAAAAGCCCUGCUUUGCAACCCCUCAGCAUGGCAGGCCUGCAGCUCAUGACCCCUGCUUCCUCACCAAUGGGUCCUUUCUUUGGACUGCCAUGGCAACAAGAAGCAAUUCAUGAUAACAUUUAUACGCCAAGAAAAUAUCAGGUUGAACUGCUUGAAGCAGCUCUGGACCAUAAUACCGUAGUCUGUUUAAACACUGGCUCAGGGAAGACGUUUAUUGCAGUAUUACUCACUAAAGAGCUGUCCUAUCAGAUCAGGGGAGACUUCAACAGAAAUGGAAAAAGGACGGUGUUCUUGGUCAACUCUGCAAACCAGGUUGCUCAACAAGUGUCAGCUGUCAGAACUCAUUCAGAUCUCAAGGUUGGGGAGUACUCAAACCUAGAAGUAAGUGCAUCUUGGACAAAAGAGAAAUGGAACCAAGAGUUUACUAAGCACCAGGUUCUGGUUAUGACUUGCUAUGUCGCCUUGAAUGUUUUGAAAAGUGGUUACUUAUCACUGUCAGAUAUUAACCUUUUGGUGUUUGAUGAGUGCCAUCUUGCAAUUCUAGACCACCCUUAUCGAGAAAUUAUGAAGCUCUGUGAAAAUUGUCCAUCAUGUCCUCGCAUUUUGGGACUAACUGCUUCCAUUUUAAAUGGGAAAUGUGAUCCAGAGGAAUUGGAGGAAAAGAUUCAGAAACUGGAGAAAAUUCUUAAGAGUAAUGCUGAAACUGCCACUGACUUGGUGGUCUUAGACAGAUACACUUCUCAGCCGUGUGAAAUUGUGGUGGAUUGUGGACCUUUUACUGACAGAAGUGGGCUUUAUGAAAGACUGCUGAUGGAAUUAGAAGAAGCACUUAAUUUUAUCAAUGACUGUAACAUAUCUGUACAUUCAAAAGAAAGAGAUUCUACUUUAAUUUCAAAACAGAUACUAUCAGACUGUCGUGCGGUAUUGGUAGUUCUGGGGCCCUGGUGUGCAGAUAAAGUAGCUGGGAUGAUGGUAAGAGAACUACAGAAAUACAUCAAGCAUGAACAAGAGGAGCUGCACAGGAAAUUUUUAUUGUUUACAGACACUUUCCUAAGGAAAAUCCAUGCACUGUGUGAAGAGCACUUCUCACCUGCCUCACUUGACCUGAAAUUUGUCACUCCGAAAGUCAUAAAACUGCUUGAAAUCUUACGCAAAUAUAAACCAUAUGAGCGGCAGCAGUUUGAGAGCGUUGAGUGGUAUAAUAAUCGAAAUCAGGACAAUUAUGUUUCUUGGAGUGAUUCUGAGGAUGAUGAUGAGGAUGAAGAAAUUGAAGAAAAAGAGAAGCCAGAGACAAAUUUUCCUUCUCCGUUUACCAAUAUUUUAUGCGGAAUUAUUUUUGUGGAGAGAAGAUACACAGCAGUUGUCUUAAACAGAUUGAUAAAGGAAGCUGGCAAACAGGAUCCAGAGCUGGCUUAUAUCAGCAGCAAUUUCAUAACUGGACAUGGCAUUGGAAAGAAUCAGCCCCGUAACAAACAGAUGGAAGCAGAAUUCAGAAAACAGGAAGAGGUACUUAGGAAAUUUCGAGCACAUGAGACCAACCUGCUUAUUGCAACAAGUAUUGUAGAAGAGGGUGUCGAUAUUCCAAAAUGCAACUUGGUAGUUCGUUUUGAUUUGCCCACAGAAUAUCGAUCCUAUGUUCAAUCUAAGGGUAGAGCAAGGGCACCGAUCUCUAAUUACAUAAUGUUAGCAGAUACAGACAAAAUAAAAAGCUUUGAAGAAGACCUUAAAACCUACAAAGCUAUUGAAAAGAUUUUGAGAAACAAAUGUUCCAAGUCAGUUGAUGCUGGUGAAACUGACCUUGAACCUAUUGUGGAUGACGAUGAUGUUUUCCCACCGUAUGUGUUGAGGCCCGAUGAUGGUGGUCCAAGAGUCACAAUCAAUACGGCCAUUGGACACAUCAAUAGAUACUGUGCUAGAUUACCAAGUGAUCCGUUCACUCAUCUAGCUCCUAAAUGUAGAACGCGAGAGUUGCCGGAUGGUACAUUUUAUUCAACUCUUUAUCUGCCAAUUAACUCACCUCUUCGAGCCUCCAUUGUUGGUCCACCAAUGAGCUGUGUACGAUUGGCUGAAAGAGUUGUAGCUCUUAUUUGCUGUGAAAAACUGCACAAAAUAGGCGAACUGGAUGACCAUUUGAUGCCAGUAGGGAAAGAAACUGUUAAAUAUGAAGAAGAGCUUGAUUUACAUGACGAAGAAGAAACCAGUGUUCCAGGAAGGCCAGGUUCCACAAAACGAAGGCAGUGCUACCCAAAAGCAAUUCCAGAAUGUUUGAGGGAUAGUUACCCAAAACCCGAUCAACCCUGUUACCUGUAUGUGAUAGGAAUGGUUUUAACUACUCCUUUACCUGAUGAACUCAACUUUCGAAGGCGGAAGCUCUAUCCCCCUGAGGAUACUACAAGAUGCUUUGGAAUAUUGACAGCCAAACCCAUACCUCAGAUUCCGCACUUUCCUGUGUACACACGCUCUGGAGAGGUUACCAUAUCUAUAGAGUUGAAGAAGUCUGGUUUCACGUUGUCUCUACAAAUGCUAGAGUUGAUUACAAGACUUCACCAGUAUAUAUUCUCACAUAUUCUUCGGCUUGAAAAACCUGCACUAGAAUUUAAACCUACAGACGCUGAUUCAGCAUACUGUGUUCUACCUCUGAAUGUUGUUAAUGACUCCAGCACUUUGGACAUUGACUUCAAAUUCAUGGAAGAUAUAGAGAAAUCUGAAGCUCGCAUAGGCAUUCCCAGUACAAAAUACUCAAAAGAAGCACCCUUUGUUUUUAAAUUAGAAGAUUACCAGGAUGCAGUUAUCAUUCCAAGAUACCGCAAUUUUGAUCAGCCUCAUCGAUUUUAUGUAGCUGAUGUGUACACUGAUCUUACCCCACUCAGCAAAUUUCCUUCCCCCGAGUAUGAAACUUUUGCAGAAUAUUAUAAAACGAAGUACAACCUUGACCUGACCAAUCUCAACCAGCCUCUGCUGGAUGUGGACCACACAUCUUCCAGACUUAAUCUUUUGACUCCUCGCCAUUUGAACCAGAAGGGGAAAGCCCUUCCUCUAAGCAGUGCUGAAAAGAGGAAAGCCAAGUGGGAGAGUCUGCAGAAUAAACAGAUACUGGUUCCAGAACUCUGUGCCAUCCAUCCAAUCCCAGCAUCACUGUGGAGAAAAGCAGUCUGUCUCCCCAGCAUACUUUAUCGCCUUCACUGCCUUUUGACCGCAGAGGAGCUAAGAGCCCAGACAGCUGGUGAUGCCGGCGUGGGAGUCAGAUCACUUCCUGCGGAUUUUAGAUAUCCUAACUUAGACUUUGGAUGGAAAAAAUCUAUUGACAGCAAAUCUUUCAUCUCAAUUUCUAACUCCUCCUCAGCUGACAAUGACAAUUACUGUAAGCACAGCACAAUUGUAGUCCCUGAAAAUGCUGCACAUCACGGUGCUAAUAGAACCUCCUGUCUAGAAAAUCAUGACCACAUGUCUGUGAACUGCAGAACCUUACUCAACGAGUCACCUGGUAAGCUCCAAAUUGAAGUUUCAACAGAUCUUACAGCAAUUAAUGGUCUUUCUUACAAUAAAAAUCUGGCCAAUGGCAGUUACGAUUUAGCUAACAGAGACUUUUGCCAAGGAAAUCAGCUGAAUUACUACAAGCAGGAAAUACCUGUACAACCAACUACCUCAUAUUCCAUUCAGAAUUUAUACAAUUAUGAGAACCAGCCCAAGCCCAGCGAUGAAUGUACUCUACUGAGUAAUAAAUACCUUGAUGGAAAUGCUAACAAAUCUACCUCAGAUGGAAGUCCCCUGGUGGCCGUGAUGCCUGUUGGAGCACUCAAGGGCAGGAUGGAUCCCGAGCGGAGCCCUUCUGUUGGGUAUUCCCCAAGGACUCUCGGCCCAAAUCCUGGACUUAUUCUUCAGGCUUUGACCCUUUCGAACGCUAGUGAUGGAUUUAACCUGGAGCGGCUUGAAAUGCUUGGUGACUCCUUUUUAAAGCAUGCCAUCACCACGUAUCUGUUUUGCACUUAUCCUGAUGCUCAUGAGGGCCGCCUUUCCUAUAUGAGAAGCAAAAAGGUCAGCAACUGUAAUCUGUAUCGCCUUGGAAAAAAGAAGGGACUGCCCAGCCGCAUGGUGGUGUCAAUAUUCGAUCCCCCUGUCAAUUGGCUUCCCCCUGGUUAUGUAGUAAAUCAAGACAAAAGUAACACAGACAAAUGGGAAAAAGAUGAAAUGACAAAAGACUGCGUGUUGGCUAAUGGCAAACUGGAGGAUGACUAUGAGGAGGAGGAGGAGGAGGAGGAGGAGGAAGAGGAGGACCUGAUGUGGAGGUCUCCCAAGGAGGAGGCCGAUUAUGAAGAUGACUUCCUGGAGUACGAUCAGGAACAUAUCAAAUUUAUAGAUAACAUGUUAAUGGGAUCAGGAGCUUUUGUAAAGAAAAUUUCUCUUUCUCCUUUUUCAACCACUGAUUCUGCGUAUGAGUGGAAGAUGCCCAAAAACUCCCCCUUAGGUAGUAUGCCGUUCGCAUCAGACUUGGAGGAUUUUGACUAUAGCUCGUGGGAUGCAAUGUGCUAUCUGGAUCCUAGCAAAGCUGUUGAAGAGGAUGACUUUGUGGUGGGGUUCUGGAAUCCAUCAGAAGAAAACUGUGGUGUUGACACUGGGAAGCAGUCCAUUUCUUACGACCUGCACACCGAGCAGUGCAUUGCAGACAAAAGCAUAGCGGACUGUGUGGAAGCCCUGCUGGGCUGCUAUUUAACCAGCUGUGGUGAGAGGGCCGCUCAGCUUUUCCUCUGCUCCUUGGGGCUGAAGGUGCUCCCGGUCAUUAAAAGGACUGAUCGGGAAAAUGCCGUACGCUCUGCUAGGGAGAAUUUCAGCAGCCAACAAAAGAACCUUUCAGUGAGCUGUGCUGUUGCUUCGGUGGCCAGUUCGCGCUCUCCUGUAUUUAAAGACCUGGAAUAUGGUUGUUUGAAGAUCCCACCACGGUGUAUGUUUGAUCAUCCAGAUGCAGAUAAAACACUGAAUCACCUUAUAUCGGGUUUUGAAAAUUUUGAACAGAAAAUCAACUACAGUUUCAAGAAUAAGGCUUACCUUCUGCAGGCAUUUACUCAUGCCUCCUACCACUACAACACUAUUACUGAUUGUUACCAGCGCUUAGAAUUCCUGGGAGAUGCGAUUUUGGACUACCUCAUAACCAAGCACCUUUAUGAAGACCCGCGGCAGCACUCCCCAGGGGUCCUGACUGACCUGCGGUCUGCUCUGGUCAAUAACACCAUCUUUGCAUCGUUGGCUGUGAAGUAUGACUACCACAAGUACUUUAAAGCCGUAUCUCCCGAGCUCUUCCACGUCAUCGAUGAUUUUGUGCAGUUUCAGCUUGAGAAGAACGAAAUGCAAGGAAUGGAUUCCGAGGUUAGUGCCACUUACAAAUAAGUUGGAUUUGGUGCUUAAUUUAAAAUAUGCCAUCUGACUAGGGUUCUCAGUAGUUUCAGAGUCCGACUGCAUAGCUCUCCAAAGGCACAGCCAAAGGCCUCCCAGGGCUGUGGACUCUGGCACCUGGGAUGCUCUCUGCAGAGAGCUGCAGAUGGACCCCACUCUUUGGGUGGAUGGUUUCAACUGUGGAGUGCCCACACUGUUGUAUGUGUGGUCAUUCAGUCGGAGGUAAGGAGCUGGGGCUUCCAGUUAUUCUCCUGAUACCAGUCUGAUUAGUUCUUCUAAUAUGCGGCUCCAGCGUGGCAAAGGAAUGCCACUGCUCCCCGCCCCCGGAGUAGCUUUAUCCUUCCUAAAAGCUCCGUGUGGUUCAGUCUUCUUUCUUUUUUUAAUGGAUCAGCAAAAUUUGCUAACAUUUCAGGUAAGCAUCACAACGUACAGUCUGCUUCUGCUUGAAAUGGGGAAAUCUCAUUUGAAAACCAAACUUUGAAAUUUUUAACCGUUGGAAUUUGGGAGACUUCUACUGUUAAGUUCAGCCAGAGGUUCUUUGGUGACGGAGCUAAUUCUAAUGUGUUUGGGAACUGUUUUACAUUUUUUGUAGGAAAAGGCUAUUGCUUUAGAUCUUUCCAAGCCCCUCUAAUCCCUCACUAACAUUCAUCUGCACACCUGUGUACCCAGGGGGCACUCCCGUUUCUUCUUCUUAUCCUAAGUCCUUUCCUGUCUUUAUUUUUUCUAGAUUUCUUAUAAAGAGUCAAGGAAUUUAUUCAUAACUCUGUUAGCCGCUUUGUUUUUUCUUCGGUUUGUACCUUUGCUCUCUUUUUUUUAUUGCACCAAGCCAUUGUGGAAGAGUGAAGGAUUUCCUUGACUUUCUCUGAGAAAAAUUAAGAGUCUGGGUUUUAAAGUGAUCUUAAAUAUAGCCAGAAGGUGAAGUAUCCAGCCCUGUGAGCCGUCCAGAGUGUGUGCUGAAGGGAGACCAGCAGGCAGUGUUCCUGUCCUCACUGUGGCCUUGCAGGCUCCUCCAAGAUGAUGACGUGAGCUCAUGAGCUGGAGCACAGCUCGCAGGGAGGCCAGGAGUCAGAGCCAUCUCAUAUGGAUUCCAGUAUUAUUUCUAGUCUCAUUCUUUUCUAGAAGUAUGUAAGCUUAGAAUUUGAGGAGUUGGCUAAAAUUAGAUCUAAGUUCUCUUUUGAGGCCAGUAGGGCAUACUGGUUCUGUUAGUUUUUGUUCAUUCUUUUCCUUCCCUUUGUUUAUAUAAACAUCUGUGUAGAAGUUACAAAAACUGGUGGGGCACGUCAUGGUCUGGCUUUUCUAACUUACUAGAUAUUUGAUGGUAAGAAAGGCCCUCUACUUCUCUGGGUCUCAGUUUCCUCAUCUGCAAAGGAGAGAAUUAAACUUGAAAUGUUUGAAACUUCCGCUUUAGCUCAAAACCAUGAUACAUGAGUAAUAUGUAUCUUGGUCUUUAGAAGUCAGCAUUAUAAACAUAUAGAGCUUUGGGUGGCUAAACAGUCUAUUUAGAAAUUACUGUUUUCCCCCUUCUCUUCAUUUUUGUUGCACAGUAAUUCAGAUUUACUUUAGACUAAAUGGAAAAACUACAAAUAAGCAAAGAGAAAAAGUUAGCCAGAUAUGCUACCCUAGAAAUAACUGACAUCACCGUUUUGGGAUGUAUCUCUUGCUAAUGUAUAUAGACAUAAACAUAUAAAUAUGAAAUGGAAUGAUAUCAUGCAUGGGGACUGUAACCUGUUGUCACUUUGUAUGUAAUUAUGGAUGACUUUCCACAUGCUGACUGGCAUCAUGAUUUUUAACAGCUUCAUGCUAGUCAAUAUGUGGCUGUACUGUAAUUUGUUUAAAGAGUCCUUUGUGGCUGGAUAUUUACAUUGUGUUUUUAGCUAAUAAGGCUUUUGAUAAAUAUGAAUAUGAUAAAUAUGUCUGUACGUCCAGUUACCUCCUUAACUAGAGAGAGAAUCGCUGCAUCAAUUAUAAACGUUAGAAAGGCUUUUGAUAACAUAUGUAAGUGUUUAUUAAUUUGAAUACUUUCUGUGUGUCAGGUACUCUAUUAUAGUGAACCUGUAUUAAAGUGGUUUAAUAAAAA